Messenger RNA from Ochotona curzoniae (black-lipped pika), 963 nucleotides. RefSeq names its product CPX chromosome region candidate 1 (gene CPXCR1). The coding region runs from base 1 to 963 and encodes 320 amino acids. The transcript has a single exon. The record is from RefSeq and is a predicted model, not a curated record. Lineage: Eukaryota; Metazoa; Chordata; Mammalia; Lagomorpha; Ochotonidae.
AUGACGACUCCUAUUGAAAAAGGAAAUGGUUCUGCUGGCAGUGCUCUCAAAAACGCUGAAGUGGAAGCUCGUGAUAAUUGUAAUGUAGACACAGAGCCUUCAGCUAUUGAUCCCAAAUUGAUUUCUCAGGUAGAAACCAAUCCAGGAGAUGUAGAUUCAACCGUGUCAAAUUCCCACAAGCGCUCUGUUUCUCAAGUAGGAGAAAAGAAUGAGUCUAACCCAGAGAAGACUCAAAAGAGUCCUCAAAUAGAAGAUUUUAAGCAAAAGUCACUCUUAGGUAAGAUGCCCUUUUCUAGAAAAUUUUUCCUGUCAGGAUUUGGUAGAGGUAUAUAUUUGAAUGUUCCUCUUCAAAGCAUUGCUAGAUACAAUAACUUUACUAAUUUGCCAAGAUUUUACUCAGGGCAAAUGGAAAUGGACAAAAAUGAUUUUUGUAACACCAUAAAUUUCAAAAUUCCUCUCCGUUAUUCAAUUCCAUGGAGAGUCCCAUUAGCUAACAACUGUGAUAUAAAAGGAAUUUUCCAUACACUCCAAGGGGGGAACUUCUCUCACAUAGUAGGCAAUCAAAGCACCAUGCAUGUGAAGCAAAAAUACAUGGCGUUUGUCUCUCGCCCAAAUGUCCUGAUUCACGGUGAAAGAUACAUGGAGUUGAGAAAACCUUUGAGGAAGUUCUAUCACCUUUCCCUCAUGAACAGAAGGGCAUGCAGCAAGUUUUAUGAAACGAAUGAUACUGAAGUGAUGAGUGAAUAUGAUACUAUGGUGAGGCUUGUGUUCCAUGCUCCACGGACCUACACGGAAAACAUCUUCAGAAAAGAUUUUAAUGAUGAUUUGCGAUCUCACCAUGACACCAGGGUUGUAAAUGUUAGCACCAAUGAUGGCUGGGAAUACCUGUGUCCUAAUUGCAGGAAUACUUUCACCAAUUUGGUUGACAUCAAACAACAUUCCUGCAGUUCUCCAGGUAAUUAA